AUGGUCCAGGCCGGUAUAUCGUGUACCGUCUUCGAGCAAGCCAGCUCCAUUGAUGCACGACCACGUGAUUGGAACUUCGCCAUAUAUUGGGCGCAAUCGCCACUCGAACAAUGCCUACCAGAAGAGAUCAACAAUUUGCUGUUGACAGCGCAAGUCGACAACUAUAUCCCGAACGCCAAAGAUACCAUCCCAGUCUUCCAUGGAGAGAGGGGUGACAAGAUGAAAGAAAUACCUGCGCCGUAUAGCCUUCGAUUGGGCAAGAAGAAGUUCACCAGACUGAUCUCUCGAGGAUUGAAUAUACGGGAACGUUCUUUUGCUUUUUCCGCAAACAAGGAGAAGCUGACAAUCUUACAGUACGGCAAAUGCAUAUCAAGCAUCUCAACUUCCAAAGACGCAGUAACCGCUACAUUCGAAGACGGUACCACGCACACCGCUACCCUCCUGAUAGGAGCCGAAGGAGCCCAUUCACUCACACGAGAGUUCCUGCUCGGUCCAGAAAAGGCCGCGCUCAUCCAGUCACCAGUCGUCGCCAGCGUGACCAUCGCACGCCCUGCAGCAGCGGCAUCGGCGAUGGCGAAGAUUGAUCCCAGAGCCAACUGCUGGUUCCAUCCGAAUGGCCAGUUUUCCUGGGCUUCAGUACUGGACAGCUAUGAUAAACCCGACAUCGCGGACUGGGACUGGAUGCUUAUCCAAACCUGGAUGCAGCAAGAGCCGACCACCCUCUCCGGCAGCGCCAUCAUCGAGGAUAUGAAAAGGCGCGCAAAAGAAUUCGCAGAUCCCUACAGAACAAUCAUACAAGCGAUCCCUGACCAGACUCCAGCGUGGCACAAUCGCUUGUCGUACUGGCCGACUCAGCCUUGGGACAAUCUUGGCGGGAGAGUGACACUAGCGGGAGACGCGGCGCAUCCGAUGACCUUUCGUACGCAGAGCUCUUACUUUCUCGAAGAUGAUAGCGGACUGACGAUAUACUGUACAAAAGACCGUGGCCAAGGCCUUAACAACGCCAUCCAUGAUGCCGCUACUUUACUGCAGCAGUUGAGAGCCAUGCCGGAAAAGACCCAAGAAGCAUUGGCAGCGGCAGUUCUGGAAUACGAGAAGGAGAUUUGGCAGAGAGGGAAAGCAGCCGUGGAGGGUUCGGCUCAGAAUACCUUGAUGGUCCACGACUGGGCGAAGAUGGCGGAUUCGCCGCUCCUGAAAUUUGGCACUGUGCAGAAGGUUGACAUGCAACAGACUAAGGCUGAAACAGUAUCAUGA
Coniosporium apollinis CBS 100218 is the source of this 1254-nucleotide messenger RNA. RefSeq lists its product as uncharacterized. The coding region runs from base 1 to 1254 and encodes 417 amino acids. The transcript is spliced from 3 exons. NCBI's taxonomy places the organism in Eukaryota, Fungi, Ascomycota, Dothideomycetes. The record is from RefSeq and is a predicted model, not a curated record.